AUGGGCUGCACACAAUCACACGAGGACUCCGAGGCCAAGGCUCGCAAUGCUGAGAUUGAUGAGCAGCUCAAGCGUGACCGCCAGAACAUGGCGCGCGAGAUCAAGAUGCUGCUGCUCGGUGCUGGAGAGUCGGGCAAGUCGACAGUACUAAAGCAGAUGCGGCUCAUUUACAACAAGCCGUACGAUGCCGAAGAGCGGGACAGCUAUCGUGAGAUUGUGUACUCGAACACGGUGCAGAGCAUGCGGGUGCUCCUCGAGGGUGUCGUGGCCAUGGGCCUCGACAUUUCCAGCACCAACCAGUCGCAUUACAACCUCAUCUUGUCGGCACCCGGACUCAUCGAGGGCGAUCGCUUUCCCCCAUCCCUCGCGAACGCCAUCAAGGGGCUGUGGCAGGACGAAGGUGUGCGCGAGGCCUUUUCGCGCCGGAACGAGCUGCAGCUCAACGACUCUGCACCCUAUUACUUUGACGCGAUUUCCCGUCUGGCCAACCCGGCCUAUGUGCCGACAGACCAGGACAUUCUGCGUGCGCGUGUCAAGACGACGGGUAUCACCGAGACGCACUUCCAAAUCGGCGACCUCAAGUACAAGCUCUUCGAUGUCGGAGGACAGCGUUCGGAGCGCCGCAAGUGGCUCGGUGUCUUUGAGAACGUGACGGCGCUCGUGUUCCUCAUCGCCAUUAGCGAGUACGACCAGAUGCUGUACGAAGACGAGACGGUCAACCGUAUGACUGAGGCGAUGACGCUGUUUGAGAGUGUUGCCAACAGCCGAUGGUUCAUCAAGACGUCCAUCAUCCUUUUCCUCAACAAGAUUGACCUGUUCCGCGCCAAGCUCCCACACUCGCCCCUCGCACACACGUUCCCAGAGUACAAGGGCGGCUCAAACUACGACGCCGCAUGUGCCUUCCUGCUGGAAAAGUUUGUCGCUCUCAACCAGAACCCCUCCAAGUCGAUCUACGCUCAUUACACCGACGCGACAGACACCCGCGCGCUCGCUUUUGUUGUGUCCGCCGUCCACGACGUCAUUAUCCAGGUCAACCUGCGCGAGUGUGGUCUUCUCUAG
This is a messenger RNA of Cutaneotrichosporon cavernicola, 1059 nucleotides long. RefSeq lists its product as uncharacterized. Gene Ontology annotation, biological process: G protein-coupled receptor signaling pathway. Gene Ontology annotation, molecular function: G protein-coupled receptor binding; GTP binding; GTPase activity. Lineage: Eukaryota; Fungi; Basidiomycota; Tremellomycetes; Trichosporonales; Trichosporonaceae. The transcript has 5 exons. Gene Ontology annotation, cellular component: heterotrimeric G-protein complex. Bases 1 to 1059 code for a protein of 352 amino acids. The record is from RefSeq and is a predicted model, not a curated record.